Closterium sp. NIES-65 is the source of this 714-nucleotide messenger RNA. The record is from the annotation of a GenBank genome assembly. NCBI's taxonomy places the organism in Eukaryota, Viridiplantae, Streptophyta, Zygnematophyceae, Desmidiales, Closteriaceae.
AUGGUUACCUUCGACCGGGCUCGGGAUGCCAAUCUUGUGUGGAAACAUGGGAUCGUGCACACCUGUGUUGACGGGAAGCGCAUCAACUUAGACUGGCAGCACCAGGUGGACCCUGCUUACGUGAAGGUGCCCGCGGCUGACCCGCUGCUAGUUGAAGUUCUAUUUAAAGGGGUGGGCGCAGUGAUCACGCCGGAGAUGCUCUGCGAUAUGCUAGUGAAGGUGAAGUUGGAGAAGCGCGGACGGUCGGCUUUCAAAGAAGGGAGCUGUUUCCACAGGGUGGUGAAUUCUGUCACAGGGAUGGACACAGAUAAGGUUAAGGUCUUGGUAAAUCAGCAUGAGGAGGAUAACUACCAUUGGCGCCAUCUGAUCGAGGAUCCAACCUCCUAUGCUAAGCGGCUGCUGGUGCAUUACCCCUCCCUGGACUCGACAGCUGCAGCAGUGGGAGACAAAGGAGGAGGAGGAGCAAAGGGAGGAAAGUACACUGGCCACCCCCAUACCUGCCACCCCACAGCGCGCCCCUCAGGUCGCCUCGACGGACGACGGGAAUUGGGGGGGAGGGGAGAAAAAGGGGGGGGGGGGGACGGGGCCGGGGCCGCGACGAGGGGCGGGGCCGCGACGGUCGGGGCGGGGCCGCGACAUAGGGCGGGGCCGCGACGUAGGGCGGGGCCGCGACAUAGGGCGGGGCCGCAACGUUGGGCGGGGCCGCGAAGGUAG